Prorocentrum cordatum is the source of this 566-nucleotide messenger RNA. NCBI's taxonomy places the organism in Eukaryota, Dinophyceae, Prorocentrales, Prorocentraceae. The record is from the annotation of a GenBank genome assembly.
CUCCUCUCUCCCUCCUCGGGCCGCGCGCCCGCGCGCCCGGAGCCAUGCGGGGCGGCGCGCCUGCGCUGCUCCUGCUGGCCCCCCUGGCCCUGCCGCCCGCCGGCGGGGCGGAUGCGGGCGCGCAGGACUGGGCGUGCGCCGCGCAGGACCCCAGCUGGCACAAGCUGCGCGAGUCGGCGCGCUACGCCAUGCACGAGCCCCACUUGUCCAAGCGCGCCUCCCUGCGCAGCCUGGUCGCCCUCGUGCCGGCGUGGCAGACGAUGGAGACCGGCUUCGAGAACCCCGGGAGGAUCCAGCACCCCACCCCGUGUCCACUGGGCGAGGUGUUCAUGAUGAUCAUGGACACGGUGUUCCUCAGCCUGGCCAACGGCGGGGCGAUGAACAUCGACAGGCUGCUGCACAUCCUGGAGGUCCUGGAGAGCCUGGCCCCGAGCGCCGCAGCCGUGCUGCAAUCCUCGUGGCCGAUCUUCGGCGUGCUGGUGGUGGCGCAGCAGAUGCUCGGACUCGGGCGCGGGGCCCCUCUCUCUGCUCGAGUGGGUAGUACUGUCAGCCGCUCAGCGAAGGAC